AAAAAAAGAAAUCCCCUGUUCAGUUCACCGGCACGAGCAAGUUUUACAUGUGGCUGCGAAGCGCUCAUUCAAAAAGACGGAUUUAUUUCACAUCGAAUUAGAUAGUCGUAAAUAGCGUUUUUCACGUAGUCACUUUAUUUUGAACACAUUGCAGCUUUUUUGAGGGGAUAUUGUUCAUAAUCAGUUUUUUCUUUUUCCAGUAUCCCGCGCGCGGUAUCGUAACUGUCUGUGCGCGCGGUAAUUAGCUUACUGGCUAGGAAGCACUAUCUUCACAGGACUGAAAACUGCAACGUGUGGAUGUACUCCUGCUCAUCUGCAGUUACAGUUGCACAAUGGCUGUCUGUUCACUCUGCUUGAUAGCUCAGCACCAAAGAAAAAUCAACAAAUCUAGUACAAUUACAGGAUAGCAAUAAGCCCACACUAUACCUCUGUUUACCUUAAUUGUUUUCUGGUCACUGCCAGAUAAACACGUUACAAGUUUGCACUGCUAAAUCUCAGAAAUCCUGUUUAAACAGGUGGCCCUAAAGAGAAUUUAAUUAUUUAUUUUACCACUUACCUCUUUAUUUUACUAGCUGCUAUUUAGCAAUAGCAUUAUAUAAAUAGCUAUUUUGACAGGCAUUUAUUCCCUUUAAGAUUGUGAAGCAAUUCCUCUAUAGUCUACAAUCAUGGUUUCAACAACUGCGACUGCAAUAAUACUGGCCACCACAGUAGGGCUAGCCACCCAGACUGCUCUGACAGAGUAUAUGUGGCUCCUGAUUGUCGGCUUCAUCAUCGCCUUCAUCUUAGCCUUUUCCGUGGGUGCCAAUGAUGUUGCCAACUCAUUUGGCACAGCCGUGGGCUCUGGAGUGGUCACCUUGCGCCAGGCAUGCAUUCUGGCCACAGUGUUUGAGACUCUGGGCUCUGUGCUUCUUGGGGCCAAAGUGAGCGAAACCAUCCGCAAGGGUAUCAUCGAUGUGGGCAUGUACAAUGGCUCUGAGCACGUGUUGAUGGCUGGAUCCAUCAGUGCCAUGUUUGGAUCUGCUGUGUGGCAGCUGGCCGCCUCCUUCCUUAAGCUCCCCAUUUCUGGAACACACUGCAUUGUUGGUGCUACUAUUGGCUUCUCGCUGGUUGCCAGAGGCCAGGAGGGAGUCAAGUGGUUAGAACUCCUCCGUAUCGUUGCUUCCUGGUUCCUGAGUCCCCUUUUGUCUGGAAUAAUGUCAGGCAUUGUUUUCUACUUUGUGCGCGUAUUCAUCUUACACAAGAAAGACCCUGUGCCUAAUGGAUUGAGGGCCCUGCCUGUUUUUUAUGCCGUGACUAUGGGAAUCAACCUGUUCUCCAUCAUGUUCACUGGAGCUCCGUUGCUGGGAUUUGACCAGAUCCCUUGGUGGGGCAUACUGCUCAUCUCGUUGGGCUUCUCUCUGCUGACCGCCAUUGUGGUCUGGUUUGUUGUCUGCCCUCGUCUCAAGAAGAAGAUUGCACGAGAUAUCAAGUCUUCCAGCCCCUCUGAGAGCCCACUGAUGGAGAAGAGGGAGCUGAGAGAGGCCCACUGUCCAAUCCUAAAACAGACGUCUACGCCUGCCAACCCAGAUGUCAAUCCAAGCCCCUCUGCUCAGCCCCAGGAAGCCCCCGAGGAGCGCAGGGUGGCGUUUGACAUUGGAGAUUCUGACGAUGUCGACAAUAAUAAGGAACGCAAGGUCGCGUUUGACAUUGGAGAUUCUGAUGAGACAGACUACAGUAUUACAAAUGGUGCCCCCAAACAGGUUGAAUCAAACAGUCAGGUCCAGGUCAACAACCAGCAAGUCCAGCACAGCAAUGGCUCGACAAAUAGUCCCAAUCAGGUCCAGUUCAACAACCACGCUCAGUUCAACAACAGGCCAGCACAGAUUCCAAGUAACGGUUACAGCCAGUACCACACAGUCCACAAGGACUCUGGCCUCUACAAGGACCUACUGCACAAGCUCCACCUGGCCAAGGUUGGUGACUGCAUGGGCGAGGGGGGUGACCGACCUAUCCGACGCAACAACAGCUACACCUCCUACACCAUGGCCAUCAUCGGCAUGCAUGGAGACUACAAGCACAAAGAAGGGGAAUUCCGUGCCAGCGAAGAUGGCGACAAGGGUCCAGGGUCAGGUGGUCAGGACAGGAAGCGCGUGCGUAUGGACAGUUACACUAGCUACUGCAAUGCUGUAGCAGAGCACACGACUCCUGAAGCUCUGGGAGAGGGUGAUGUGACACUAGAAAUGGGGAAGGAGGAUGCAGGUAGCAGUCAAAGCUCUCUGGAUGAUGAUGGGCUUGAGGCAGACAAGCCAGAAGUCUCAACUCUCUUCCAGUUCCUCCAAAUUCUCACCGCAUGCUUCGGAUCCUUUGCCCAUGGAGGAAACGACGUUAGUAAUGCCAUUGGACCAUUGGUAGCUCUGUGGCUGGUUUACACAACUAGCAGUGUGACUUCAAAUGAACCCACACCCAUUUGGUUGCUGCUGUAUGGUGGCGUUGGCAUCUGCGCUGGACUCUGGGUGUGGGGUCGCAGAGUGAUCCAGACUAUGGGCAAGGACCUUACCCCCAUCACCCCCUCAAGUGGUUUCAGCAUCGAACUGGCCUCAGCCCUGACUGUCGUGGUAGCCUCUAACAUUGGCCUGCCUGUCUCCACCACCCACUGCAAGGUGGGCUCUGUGGUUGCUGUAGGGUGGCUGCGCUCAAAGAAGGCAGUAGACUGGCGUCUGUUCAGAAACAUCUUCAUGGCAUGGUUUGUGACAGUGCCCAUCUCCGGCCUGAUCAGUGCCGCCAUCAUGGCCAUCUUCAUCUACGGCAUCCUGUGAGCAUUCGGCUGCACCCCAAUCAGGGGGAGGAGAAAGAAGCCGCUCCAGUGCGCACCAGAAGGAAAAGAGUAAAGUUGGAAGGCCAAAAUAUAUCGCUUACCUCAACCAACAACUUUGGAAGAAAAAGGAAAAAAAAAAUAGAAAUGUUUGAAAGGACUUGUGAUAUGGGCCUGUGGUUCUUGGCUGCAUCAUUUUCAACCUAGAAUUUGCUGUUUGUUCCAGUUGGGCCACAUUACUUCCAGUGGGAAGCUUGCAUUUCUUUGUUCUGACUUGCUUUUUCAUAUCGCAUCAUUCUGCAAAGAGUUAAUCUAAAAGCAAAAACAGGUUGUUUUUUUUUUUCUAAUACUUCCUUUUUUUUUUACUUUGCAAUUAUGUAUAUACAACAAUGCUCUGUUUUAAUCUUGUUUUACAUGUUAGAAAGAAAUGAACAAUUAAAAUGCAGUAUUAGCCUUUUGCAGAUGUAACUCUCCAGUCAUAACACAUGCUGAAAGUAACGUAGACACAAAAGGUGUAUUUUUAGGUGAAAAACAAGGUUAUUGAUGUGAUGUAUUGCGUGUUUGUUUGUUUUUUCCCCAAUUCAAAGUAUUUGUUAAUGAAUUCAUACUUUACAUUUGGCUUCCUUGUAUCCCCUAAACUAGGACAUUUGUUUUUCCUCUCGUUAUAGAACAAAAUUUACUUUAACUGUAAAUUCAGAGAGGUUGGUGACUGUUUCCUACCAUACUUAAAAAGUUAUGCGAUCACGUUCACAGCACUGCAGUUUUGUCUUUAUAAUAAUUAUCUGAGUGAUUUGCUAUGGUAGAAGCAUUGUACACACUGGAUGACCACCUGCAGAAUUUUGUGAAAUACUGUAUCAGUAGCAUAAAGUCAGCACACUUCUGGCAGGGAAUGAGAAAGCCCCAAUCGUUUAAGUCAAUGGAUCAUCUGCAAUCCAGUUCUUUCAUCUAAAUCUCCAGAGGCUCUACAUUCUUGAUCAGUGCAGAAAUAACUGCCUGAAAUAACUUGGUUACUUGAAUUUGAGAAAUGUAACAGCAGAAUGUCCACUGAUGCAAAAACAUGCUCUCAAACAAGACCUUAAGUCUCCUGUUAAAACUUGAUUGCAUCAUUCUUGAUGGUUAAAUGCUUUAGGCCUGCGUCAGCCUUGUUUUUAUAGUACACCUUGUAUCCACCACUUCCCAGUAUGGUUUUCUACGGAAUUUGCACCUGCCCAGAUAGUUGGGUUGCUCUAGCUUUCCUCUUUCUCCUUUGGCCAGAGAAGCUGAAUAAGGUUGUAAAUCAGGAGGAACAGGAACCUAAAACUGGAAGUUAUCUAACAAGGUGGUUUUGGUGUUGAGCUGAUCUUGUCUCUCGUUUGAUGGCGGACAUACGUCACAUGCUACCAGUGUGUGUGUGUGUGUGUGUGUGUGGUUACUGGGCUGCAGUACUAAAUGCAUUUCAGACCUAUAGAUGUUGUAGUUGCCUUAAUUGUUUUAUUUUCCCUUAGGUACCAAAGAAAAUAGGUUAUUUUUAGUUUGUUUUUGUUUUUUUAAUGCACGUCAACAUACUUAGUCCAAACGUGGAUAAAAAAAAAAAAACCUGAAAAAUAAAAAUGGGAAAAUA
Messenger RNA from Siniperca chuatsi (mandarin fish), 4391 nucleotides. It is a transcript of the gene slc20a1b, whose product is annotated as solute carrier family 20 member 1b. Lineage: Eukaryota; Metazoa; Chordata; Actinopteri; Centrarchiformes; Sinipercidae. Gene Ontology annotation, molecular function: phosphate transmembrane transporter activity. Gene Ontology annotation, biological process: phosphate ion transmembrane transport. The transcript has 11 exons. The coding region runs from base 666 to 2795 and encodes 709 amino acids. Gene Ontology annotation, cellular component: membrane. The record is from RefSeq and is a predicted model, not a curated record.